Molecule: messenger RNA, 2647 nt
Organism: Jatropha curcas
Lineage: Eukaryota; Viridiplantae; Streptophyta; Magnoliopsida; Malpighiales; Euphorbiaceae
Gene: DRM3
Product: S-adenosyl-L-methionine-dependent methyltransferases superfamily protein
Cellular component (GO): nucleus
Molecular function (GO): methyltransferase activity
Source: RefSeq, a predicted model, not a curated record
CUCGUCUUAGCUGCGUCACUGAUAUAUGGAAUUAUUUUUGUUCCACUGUUGUUGGUUGCGGUGCUUUGAUGCCUCUUCUGUUCAAUUUGAAUUGUUCAAUUUCCUCCUGCACGAGGGGGUUGCUGGAUCACCUCCUUUUCAGGGAGAGGAAAAGCUUGUUGGGUAUUUUGGUUUGACACUGCUUCCCACCCAAAUAACAAGGGACCUACGGACAGAGAAACGGCUCAAUUUAUGCACUUUGGGGUGCACCAUCGGCUAACUUGUUUCCAUCUUUGAAAGGUGUUCUUUUGAAAUGGAUAAAAGAAAGAAAUAUUUGACUGGUGAGAGUUCAUCAAAUCCAGAUAUAAAUGAAACAAUCGUGCCAAAACCUGAAAUCUUGGAGUUUGAGUUACCAUCUGAUGCUAUGUAUUCAAGGCAAUUAAGGGACAAUAUUGCAAGUUCAUCUGGAAGCAAUUUAAGAUCAUUUUUUUCUGGAAUGGGAUUCUCACCGUCUCUUGUUGACAAAGUAAUUGAAGAAAAUGGUGAAGACAAUGUUGACCUGUUAUUAGAGAUUCUCACGGAAUGUUCUGGUCUUCAAAAAUCAAACUCCCAGUCAUCAGAUUCUCUAGAUAGCUUGUUUGAUGACAAGGAUGCAAGCAAUCCUCCAGAAUAUUCCACAUUUGUUGAACCAAAAGAGGAGCCAGAUUUAUCUGGGAUUUAUGAUGACAAAAGAUCAUCUUUAUUAAAGAUGAAUUUCUCUGUAGAGGAGGUUGAUUUUGCAAUGGAAAAGCUCGGUGUACAUGCUCCAGUUGAUGAAAUAGUAGACUUCAUUACUGCUGCCCAGGUAGCUGCAAACUUUGACAAGGAAACAGAGGAGAAGCUGGAUAAUGAACCAGAAAUAAUAAAGGAAAUUAGUAAUGAAGCUUUGUUUGGGACUAUGGAGAAAACGCUUCGCUUGCUUGAAAUGGGUUUCUCCGAGAAUGAAAUUUCAUUAGCAAUUGAGAGGUUUGGUGCAGAAGUUCCAGUUUUAGAGCUAGCUAACUCAAUAUGUGCAGAACAAGUUGGUGAGAAGUACAUUAUAAAAGAUAAGUAUUCUUCGAAAUGUUCAAGAAUCGGUAGCUCACGUGUUGCAAGUGAUUGUGGAUCAUUUAGUAUGGAUGUGGGUAAUAUACUGAAAACAGAGGAUUUUGGCCAAGAUUCUGUCUCUCACUCGAGCAAUCUAAACAUGGAGGAAGUUCGAAGAGGAAAAAGACUGAAACAAGAGGACAUUGGGGACUAUCCUGGUACUCAGUUUGGGAAUGUUAGUUUUGAGGAGGGUUAUCCAAAACCAGAAUAUACUGAUGACCCAACCUCCUAUUUUGAACCUACAUGGGUGGAGGAGAAAAUUGAUGUGGAAUCGACUGGACUCAGAAUUCCUAGAGCACUAAAAUCCAAUUCAUGCAAGAGUGUCGAUCGCAUGGUAGCUAAACCUCCAUAUUUUUUCUAUGGGAAUGUUGAUUCAGUAUCUUUCGACACUUGGGGCAAAAUAUCUCAGUUUUUAUAUGCUAUUGAGCCUGAAUUUGUAGAUAUUCGGUUGUUCUCUGCAUUGAGUAGGAAAGAAGGCUAUGUGCACAAUCUUCCUACUGAAAAUAGGUUCUACAUACUUCCAAAGCCACCAAUGUCCAUAGAAGAUGCAAUGCCACAUACGAAGAAGUGGUGGCCAUUAUGGGAUACAAGGAAGCAAUUAAGCUGCAUCAAUUUUGACACAACUGGAGUAUCUCAGCUCUGUGAUAGGCUUGGAAGGAUGCUAAGUGAUUCUCGAGGUUUGCUUUCAUUUGAGCGAAAGAGAGACAUUCUUCGUCAUUGCCAGAAAUUAAAUCUUAUGUGGGUUGGUCCACACGAAGUGAGCCCUAUAGAACCAGAAUUUUUGGAACUCAUUCUAGGCUACCCAUUGAAUCACUCUGAAGCUAGUGAGAGUAGUUUAAUAGAAAGGCUUCAUUCACUCAGAUAUAGCUUCCAGAUAGAUGCUCUUGGGUAUCAUCUCUCUGUAUUGAAGUCCAUGUUUCCAGAAGGAAUAACAAUGUUAUCACUUUUCACUGGUAUAGGUGGGGCAGAAGUUGCUUUGCACCGCCUCGGGAUCCAUAUGAAGGGUGUUGUCUCAGUGGAAACUUCUGAAACAAAGCAGAGGAUCCUAAGAAGGUGGUGGCACAGUAGUGAACAAACUGGGGAACUAGUACAGAUAGAAGACAUUCAAAAGCUAACGAGUAGUAAGAUUGACAGACUGAUAGAGAAGUUUGGUGGUUUUGACUUCAUCAUCUGUCAGAGUCCAUGCACAUUUUCUGCAAAAAGUCCUAAAAUUGGACCAGAGAGUAUUUCAACAUCUGCUUUCGACUUUUCAUUGUUUUUUGAGUUUGUUCGUGUUAUGCAGCGUGUAAGGAGUCUACUACAAAGAAAGAGGUAACUUAUUUCUCCCUUGGUGAAAGAGGUAACCAAAUUUUCCCAUGUAAUCUUGUUCCUGUAUGUCAGAAGUUAAUAAGGAUCGUGAAGGCAGUUCUUCUCUUGAUAUUUAAUGACUAGUAAGAUAUGAUUGCACAAGAUUUUUAGCUUCUUGUUCGUUAUUUUCUGUUCAGGUGAACUAAUGUAUUUGUUAUUCUUUUGUCUCACUGUUUUAUAAAGGCAAUUUUCAAUA